Messenger RNA from Drosophila hydei, 1253 nucleotides. RefSeq names its product odorant receptor 2a (gene Or2a). Gene Ontology annotation, cellular component: plasma membrane. Gene Ontology annotation, biological process: detection of chemical stimulus involved in sensory perception of smell; sensory perception of smell. Gene Ontology annotation, molecular function: odorant binding; olfactory receptor activity. NCBI's taxonomy places the organism in Eukaryota, Metazoa, Arthropoda, Insecta, Diptera, Drosophilidae. The transcript has 2 exons. Bases 36 to 1193 code for a protein of 385 amino acids. The record is from RefSeq and is a predicted model, not a curated record.
AACUGGACGUGGACGUGGACGUGGACAAAGUGCGAAUGCUAAGCACGCACGAGGCACUUAGCCAUCAUUGGCGCGUCUGGGAGCUGACUGGCUUGAUCCAGCCGGCGGGCAUGUCGCGCCUCAGGUAUCUGAUCCAGGCCAUUUCGCUGAAUGUCCUGGUCACGUUGCUCUUUCCGCUGACGCUGCUGGCCCGGCUCAUCCUGACGCGCAAUUUGCAGGAGCUGUGCGAGAAUCUGACCAUUACGAUCACCGAUAUUGCGGCCAACUUUAAGUUCGUCAAUGUGUUCCUGGUGCGCCGGCAGCUCGACCAGAUACGCGAGCUGCUCCAGGUGCUGGACAGGCGAGCGCUCAGCGUACAGCAUCCCGAGGAGCUGCAGGCCCUGAAGCAGGCUGUGAGCAUGGCCAGGAACAGCUUUCGCAUCUUUGCCGGCAUCUUUAUCUUUGGCAUCUCGCUCAGCUGCAUCCGGGUGGCCAUAGCGAAAGAGCGCCGGCUGCUCUAUCCCGCCUGGUUCGCCGUCGAUUGGCACAGCUCGGAUGUGGCGUACGUGGCCAUCUGCUGCUACCAGCUGUUCGGCCUGAUCGUUCAGGCCAUCCAGGACUGUGCCAACGACUCCUAUCCGCCGGCCUACCUCUGCGUGCUGACGGGUCAUAUGCGCGCCCUGGAGCUGCGCGUGCGUCGCCUCGGGCAUCCGAGGCGGCCCGACUGCCCGCCUUGGUACCGCUCCACGCAGCUGCAGCUGUGCGACUGCAUCGAGGACUUCAUAAACAUCAGCAUGCUGCACGCGGCCAUCCAGCAGAUCCUAUCGGUCGCCUGCCUCGCCCAGUUCCUAUGCACGGCCACCGUCCAGUGCACCGUGGCCAUGCACUUUCUGUACGUGUCCGACUCGCACGAUCUCUCCGCCAUGAUGCUGUCGACGGUCUUCUUCAUCGCUGUCACCCUGGAGGUGUUCAUCAUCUGUUACUUCGGCGAUCGCAUGCGCAGUCAGAGCGAGCAGCUGUGCGAUGCGUUCUACGCCUGCAACUGGCUGGAUCAGACGCCCCAGUUCCGGCGCAUGCUGCUCUUCACGCUGAUGCGCAGCCAGAAGCCGUUUUGCAUCUAUGCCGGCGGCCACAUAGCCGUCACCCUGGAGACCUUCGAGCAGGUCAUCAAGUCAACCUACUCCGCCUUUACGCUGCUGCUGCGAGCCAAGUGAACUAGGAGCAGCGACAGCACUCUAGCCAUGGCAAGCUCAUGGCAGACCUCAGCUCUUGCC